UCAUGUUUUUUUAAGUGCAGUGGAAAAGGAGUUAUGAUCGUGCAUUUGACAGUUCUAAUUUUGUUUUGAGAUAGUCACCACAGGUGGCUGACCUUUUGAAACUGUUAUCAGAAGCUGUGCAAACGGAGGUUUGGACUGGAAAACGGAGAACGUAGUGGUUAUACAGAAGAGGCUCUCCUGGUCAACCCCCCUAACUGAGGGACAGUGACAAAAAUGACAAUGGAGGUGCCAGGGAGAUCCCGGGGUCUCAGUUGUCUUCUCUCGUACGUUUCCUUGCUGUGUGUGGUGCUGGACUUGCAUUUCGAUGGACUGUUUGCUGCCAGCCAAGCUGAAAUUGAGCAACACUUAGAGAUGGGCAAGAAGCUGUUAGCUGCAGGGCAGCUGGCCGAGGCACUGUCACAUUACCAUUCUGCUGUUGAAGGAGACCCAAAGAACUAUCUGACAUACUACAAGCGAGCAGCUGUCUACUUGGCCAUGGGCAAGUCCAGGUCUGCACUUCCAGAUCUUUCAAAGGCUAUUGAGCUCAAACCAGAUUUUCUAGUGGCCAGGCUUCAGAGAGGGAAUAUCCUGUUAAAGCAUGGUAAUGCUCUGGAAGCAAGAGCGGACUUUGAAUUUGUGUUGCAGGCAGACCCUGGACAUGAGGAGGCACGAGGACAGCUUGCCAAAGUGCACGAACUAGAACAACACCUUCAAGAAGCCCACGUAUACUACAACAGACAUAACUACCUGGAGACCAUUGAACUGCUUACAAGGGUCAUUGAGUUGUCUCCUUGGGACCCUGAGAGCAGGGAAUUGCGAGCUGAUUGUUAUCUACAAAUUGGAGAUUACAGCAAAGCUAUCCAAGAUCUGAAGCCCACCACAAAACUCCGGAAUGACAAUAGAGCUGCAUUCCUGAAACUAAGCAAUCUUUACUAUACUACAGGAGAGCAGGAGGAAUCCUUAAAUCAAGUGCGUGAGUGUCUAAAACUGGACCAGGAUGAUAAGGAAUGCUUUGCACAUUACAAACAAGUGAAGAAACUUGCUAAACAACUGGAGGCUGCAGAGGAGUACAUCAAACAGCAACAGUAUGAUGAUGCCAUUGAGAGGUAUGAGGCCUCUAUGAAAACUGAGCCCAGUAUUGCAGUGUACACAUCCAGAGCAAAGGAGAAGAUCUGUUACUGCCUGUCAAAGGGUAAAAAAGCAAAAGAAGCUAUAGAUUUCUGUACAGAAGCCCUCCAAGAAGACCCUCGUAAUAUCUUUAUCCUGAGGGACAGAGCUGAAGCUUAUAUCCUGGAAGAUGAAUUUGAAAAAGCUGUGGAAGAUUAUCAGGGGGCAAGAGAGCUUGAUGGAGAAAACCAUGAGAUCAAAGAGGGACUAGAGAGAGCUCAGAAACUACUCAAGCAGUCAAAGAAGAGAGAUUAUUACAAAAUCCUUGGCAUUAAGCGAAAUGCCAACAAACAGGAGAUCAUCCGGGCAUACCGUAAGCUGGCACAACAGUGGCAUCCUGACAACUUCCAGUCAGAAGCGGAAAAGAAAGAGGCGGAGAAGAAGUUUAUUGACAUAGCAGCAGCUAAAGAGGUCCUCACAGAUCCAGAAAUGAGACAAAAGUUUGAUGCAGGUGAAGAUCCCUUGGAUCCUGAGAACCAGCAGGGAGGUGGUCAUCCACACCAGUGGCCAUUCGAAUUCAACCCUUUCGGUUCUGGCAACUUCCACUUCAAAUUUAACUUCAACUGAUCCAUGAUGUGUUUCCGAAGGAGAAGUAGCCUUAGAAGCUCUCUGGACUAUUUUUGACUAAGAAGUGCACUGACUUUACCAAGCUGCUUUAAUAGACAAACUUUGGGCUUCUUUUGAGAAAGUGCAAUUCAGAACAAAAAAAGAUGGCUUUGGUAUUUUUUUUUUACCAAACAAGACAUUGUUUAUAUGUAUGAGCACUCCUUGUCCUAAAUGGAUGCCAUUUUUGUUACUGUUCUACAGAACUCUUCACUUGACCGGAUGCUUAAAUAUAAAGGAUGAUGCACCCCACUUUGUAUUUGAGAUGGAGCCAAACUGCAAAGAAAGUAAAUACAGAGAUUAUAAGACUAAGUUUCUGAAUGAUAUAAAUAUUUUAAUAACAGAGUUAUUUAUGAAGAAGCACUCAUGCUUAUCACAUUUGUUAAUUGUGUAGAAUUCAGAAUUACUUUUUCAAACUUUUACUUUAAUAGUUCUUUAUCCUAUUUUAGCAUUUUAUUUUAUUAAUUUGUUUGAGGUUAUUGUAUUUUGGUUGUGAGUUGUUUGCUUUCUGCUGUUUACAAGUUUCAUAUUAUUUUGCUGUCCUGGUUCUGUUUUGUUCAUAUUUUAAAUAGUACCUUCUGCACUUACACUAGAUGAAGAUGACAUUUUCAGUUUGGGUUUAAGUAUCACUGUUGUAAAGCCAACAAUUUUCAGAUUUUAAAAUGUGCAGUAUUAGCCACCACUAAGUAAUAAUAAUCUUGAAUUAUAUUAAACUUUCUUAGCACCAUCAGUUCUACUGGCCAAAAAUUUUAGUUAUUAGUUUAGUGCAAACCAAUGCCAUUCAAGUUUGCCACCCUUUUGUAGAGAGGUAUAAAAUGUUGCCUAGAUUUUUUUAGGACUGAUUGACAUAGAAAUAAAUUUUGCACAGCAUCUUGGUUUAACAGUUUGUUCUGUACUAAAUGCAAAAA
This is a messenger RNA of Protopterus annectens (West African lungfish), 2657 nucleotides long. Its product is annotated as dnaJ homolog subfamily C member 3-like. NCBI's taxonomy places the organism in Eukaryota, Metazoa, Chordata, Ceratodontiformes, Protopteridae. The transcript is spliced from 12 exons. The record is from RefSeq and is a predicted model, not a curated record. Bases 214 to 1713 code for a protein of 499 amino acids. Gene Ontology annotation, cellular component: endoplasmic reticulum. Gene Ontology annotation, biological process: protein folding in endoplasmic reticulum. Gene Ontology annotation, molecular function: protein-folding chaperone binding; misfolded protein binding.